Messenger RNA from Sorex fumeus (smoky shrew), 740 nucleotides. RefSeq names its product artemin (gene ARTN). Gene Ontology annotation, molecular function: glial cell-derived neurotrophic factor receptor binding; receptor tyrosine kinase binding; growth factor activity. The transcript has 4 exons. The record is from RefSeq and is a predicted model, not a curated record. The coding region runs from base 57 to 740 and encodes 227 amino acids. Lineage: Eukaryota; Metazoa; Chordata; Mammalia; Eulipotyphla; Soricidae.
CAGCCAGCGCUGACCCCAGCAGAGGCCCGCAGAGCAGAGCCCAGAGCCUCCGUGAGAUGGAACCCGGACGCGCGGGGCCUGGUGCCCUACCCCGCUGGCCACGGCGUCGAAGGCAGUCGGCCCUGUGGCCCACCCUGGCCGCGCUGGCCCUGCUGAGCAGCGUCGCCGAGGCGUCCCUGCGCCCCGCGCCCCGCAGCGCCAUCCCCCGCCAGGGCCCGGUGCCCGCGCUGACGUCCCCCGCCAGCCCCGCGGCCGGGGCCCGCGGCGGCCGCGUGUGCGGCGGAAGAGCCCGGCGGCCGCCGCCCCCGCCGCCCCGGCCCGCGCCCCCGCCGCCCGCGCCCGCGCCCGCGCCCGCGCCCCCGCGGGGAGCCCGCACGGCGCGGGCCGGGGGCCGGGCGGGCCGCGCGGGCCGGGGCGGCCGGGCGCGGUCGGCGGCGCGGGGCUGCCGCCUGCGCUCGCAGCUGGUGCCGGUGCGCGCGCUGGGCCUGGGCCACCGCUCGGACGAGCUGGUGCGGUUCCGCUUCUGCAGCGGCUCGUGCCGCCGCGCCCGCGCCCAGCACGACCUGAGCCUGGCGCGCCUGCUGGCCGCCGGGGCGCUGCGGCCGCCGCCCGGCUCGCGGCCGGUCAGCCAGCCCUGCUGCCGCCCCACGCGCUACGAGGCCGUCUCCUUCAUGGACGUGAACAGCACCUGGAGGACCGUGGAGCGCCUCUCGGCCACCGCCUGCGACUGUCUGGGCUGA